Messenger RNA from Cyphomyrmex costatus, 1155 nucleotides. Its product is annotated as beta-1-syntrophin. Gene Ontology annotation, cellular component: intracellular anatomical structure; dystrophin-associated glycoprotein complex. The record is from RefSeq and is a predicted model, not a curated record. Bases 415 to 1155 code for a protein of 246 amino acids. Gene Ontology annotation, molecular function: structural molecule activity; protein binding. NCBI's taxonomy places the organism in Eukaryota, Metazoa, Arthropoda, Insecta, Hymenoptera, Formicidae. The transcript is spliced from 3 exons.
UGAACUGUUCGUAGAUCAGGCGAUCACACGUCGAUCUCUCGUUUCUCUCGGAAAGACAGAUAGGGUGAUCGCGCGGGAUAGGACUGAUCGCUGAAGAAACGAUAAAACAUGUCGAGGCUGCUGAAAGGAGAGCCGACAGGCGGUUGUGUGAUUGGCUCGUGCGCAGAUCGAGGAUCGUAUUAGCCCAACUGGCAGUGACGCAUGUCGUAAGCCACGUGAGAGAGUAACGGAGGAACGACACGCUGGACAUUACGCAGGAUCGGCACUUACGGGGAGAGAGAGAGUACCAGCGAGGAAAAUAAAGAGACAGAUAAACAGUUAAUAGAUAGAGAAAGAAAGGAUAGCUGCGGUAAAAGCUAUUCUGUGAGAGAAAGAGAGAGAAAGACGAGCUUCUUAUUGCCCACCGGAAGUCAUAUGCCCAUACACGCGCGUAAAACGCGUACAGCUUGCGAAGAAAUCGAAAUGGUAGAGUUGUGUGGUAGCGGCCAAACUUCUUCGGCCAUGGGAGUGAUGGGCAUCGGUUCAGUGGUGACCGCGGCGACAUCGUCAUCCUCUUCGUCGACUACCACGACUACAGGUGCCUCAUCUUCAGCGUCAGGACGUGCCGGCAUUCUCGAAACUCAAGUGCGCGGUCAGUGGUAUCGCGUAUUCGUUUCUUUGGAAGACGAUUAUCUCAGUAUUUCGCUCGAUGAGAGUUGUGAAACCGGUAACAACGCUUUGAACAACGGCAAUAUCAACAAUAACAAUGUGGACAGUUUGAACGAUCCGGAUGUGCCCGAUUCGGUAGCCAAUCAGAAGCGCAUUGUUCGUGUGGUUAAAAGUGACAACAAUGGCUUAGGAAUUUCGAUAAAGGGCGGCAAGGAGAACAAAAUGCCGAUCCUCAUCUCGAAGAUCUUUAAAGGCAUGGCAGCGGACGCUACUGAGCAACUUUACGUCGGCGAUGCCAUUUUGGCGGUAAACGGUGAAGAUCUACGAGAAGCCACACACGAUGAGGCGGUAAAGGCGUUGAAGCGAGCCGGCAAGAUCGUUGAACUAGAAGAGGCACUUUUCGCUUCAAUUUUAUACGGAAUAUCUAACGAGGAAUACUUUGGUUAUUUCACUUUUAUUGGUACUUUUGUUGGUAUAAUUACUAUUUGUAUUCAUAAAGCUCAUUAA